GUUAACUUCUCUCAUUUUGCAGCCCGGUGCAGCUCAGCAGGCAGUGCAAGAGGCGGCCACAUCUCUGCAGAUGGCAUUUGAAAACUAUGUUCUCUCCGACCAGGAUAAACUGGCCAUGGCCAGGAAAGCAUACCAGUCCUUCAUCCGAGCGUACGCCACGUUUCCGUCCUCCCUCAAACACAUCUUCCACGUGAGGAAGCUGCACCUCGGACAUGUAGCCAAAAGUUUCGGUCUGAGGGACGCUCCUGGGGACAUCGGGAAUCUUGUGGCUGGGUCAAAAUCUGCAAAGAAGGGUUUAGGAGAAACACAAAAGAAGGCCUCCAAAAGCCAGAUGUUGAAGGAUGCCAGAAAGGGAAAGCAACAGAAGCCCAGGCUGGAUAUGAUGUCAGAGUUUUCCAGUGGAUUGUGAGAAGCCGGUCAAAGGUCAUCAAGAGACCACUGCUUGAGGACAUCAGUGCUGUUUUCAGCCCCCAUCCACCAUGGAGAUCACCAGCCAAGAAACUGUGUUUUUUUGUAUUUCUAAACGUCAUCCCUUUCUGUUCUGUUAUAUUCUGUUCUGUUCUGUUCUGUUCUUGUCUACCCUGUUCUGUUCUCUUCCAUUCAGAAACAAUGGCAGAACUAAGAACUGAAAUGGUCCUUGCCAAAGCCAUCACUCCAGUGAUGACGUCGGUACAAGAGCACAUAUCUUUUGAUAUUGCAAUGCUUUGUGGGAUCUUUCCUCGACCCUCCUGAUUCUGUUCUACAUUUUGUCAACUUUUAAUGAUCAAAUCUUCAGAUCUUGUUACAUGUCAGGUCUUUAAAAGCCAAAGAAGAAGUCAACCCAGAAAUUAAACCUUAAGACAAUGUGAGAUAUGAUAUGUGAAUAUGUGUGGUAGAUCUGCAGUUAACAAAAA
This is a messenger RNA of Branchiostoma floridae (Florida lancelet), 893 nucleotides long. Its product is annotated as probable ATP-dependent RNA helicase DDX31. The transcript is spliced from 3 exons. Bases 71 to 409 code for a protein of 112 amino acids. NCBI's taxonomy places the organism in Eukaryota, Metazoa, Chordata, Leptocardii, Amphioxiformes, Branchiostomatidae. The record is from RefSeq and is a predicted model, not a curated record.